Messenger RNA from Cephus cinctus (wheat stem sawfly), 617 nucleotides. RefSeq names its product histone H2A. The transcript has a single exon. The record is from RefSeq and is a predicted model, not a curated record. Gene Ontology annotation, cellular component: nucleosome. NCBI's taxonomy places the organism in Eukaryota, Metazoa, Arthropoda, Insecta, Hymenoptera, Cephidae. Gene Ontology annotation, molecular function: structural constituent of chromatin; protein heterodimerization activity; DNA binding. The coding region runs from base 83 to 457 and encodes 124 amino acids.
GAACGUGUGCUCAGGGUUUAGUUGAAUUCGUCGUCGAACGAGAAACAUAUUGCGCAUAUUCAAGUAAUAUUCUCAAAUCGAAAUGUCUGGACGUGGCAAAGGUGGAAAAGUUAAGGGAAAGGCAAAGUCUCGCUCCAGCAGGGCUGGCCUGCAGUUUCCGGUUGGUCGUAUUCAUCGACUUCUCCGUAAAGGCAACUACGCUGAACGUGUUGGCGCUGGGGCUCCCGUUUACUUGGCAGCUGUCAUGGAAUACUUAGCUGCUGAAGUAUUGGAAUUGGCGGGAAAUGCUGCUCGUGACAAUAAGAAGACCAGGAUCAUCCCUCGUCACUUGCAACUGGCCAUCCGUAAUGACGAGGAGCUGAACAAAUUGCUUUCCGGAGUAACCAUUGCUCAGGGUGGCGUGCUUCCCAACAUCCAAGCAGUUCUGUUACCGAAGAAAACAGAAAAGAAGGCGUAGACAGUCAAUAUCAAUUAAACAAAAUGGUCCUUUUCAGGGCCCCAAUACUAUUUCAUCGUAGAAUGUGCAUUCAGUUCACUAUUACUAUGCUAUUUCCUUUCUAACCCCUAGACUAUUACGUACUGCGUAUAUUGAAUAAACACAAAUCAUAUUCACAUAG